Desarmillaria tabescens is the source of this 971-nucleotide messenger RNA. Its product is annotated as HCNGP-like protein-domain-containing protein. The transcript has 6 exons. Bases 23 to 829 code for a protein of 268 amino acids. The record is from RefSeq and is a predicted model, not a curated record. Gene Ontology annotation, cellular component: nucleus. Gene Ontology annotation, biological process: regulation of DNA-templated transcription. Lineage: Eukaryota; Fungi; Basidiomycota; Agaricomycetes; Agaricales; Physalacriaceae.
CCUUCCUUUGACCUCCAAAGAAAUGCACGGUCUCGUUGCAUACGACGACGACUCCCAAAGCGAUUCGGAAGACAAAAAUUUAUCCACAGCGAAGAGCAAAAUUCAUAAUAAACAUGAUGUAUCACUGAAGACAAACGUUAAUAAUUCAGACUCGCGGAAAGUUGCCAAAUCACAAAUAAUCAUCAAACGACCCGCCACGCAGCGCAAGAGCCAUCCCAGAGCCCACUUAUCGGAAGAUAUUAUUGAACCACCAACGGCGAUGGCCAUACCUGAGCUAUCAAGCAAUGCCAGCCAGGAGGCGUCGUCAUCUCAGACCAUCCAUGAUCCCGAAAGCGAUAUAUCCCUGGUUCGACGCAUCCUUCGCCCACCGCCACUAGCAGGAUUGGAUGACUGGGGUAUACCGCCCGAGUCUACGGGACCCUGUGAUCCAGCCAUCGAGACGAAGCUGGCGCAGUUCCAUGCUCUGAAAGAUGACAGUAGCAACCCCAAACACUUCAAUGACUCGCUCAUGUCCAAUCGUUCAUUUCGUAAUCCUCAUCUAUACGCCAAACUCGUUGAGUUUGUGGAUGUCGAUGAGCGAAUAACGAAUUUCCCAAAAGAGGUCUGGGAUCCUGAUGAUCUGGAUGAGGACUGGUUUGCUGAUCGAAUCGCGGAGAAGCAGAAAGCCCGUUCGGAGCAGCAGUCAGCUGCGCAGUCGUCUUCGAAGCGCUCGCAGAUCGAUUUCACCAGUUCAAGUAAGGCGAAGGCGAAGGAACCACCACAGCCUCCCAGAUAUAAUCCAUAUGGUAGUCAUGGUCAGAGUAGUAGGAAGAAGGCUCGGUGGGGGUGAUGACACUGUCAUUUACAUACUUUCAAUCUUGAUUUCUCUUGUCUUAAGCAGAUGCCGGUGAUUAUCCUACAUACCGGAUUGGUGUUGAAUUUCCGAGAAGGUCAUUGUAAAGAUGUCGGCAAACAAGCACAAAAAUUUUACG